Messenger RNA from Equus quagga, 2437 nucleotides. RefSeq names its product cytidine/uridine monophosphate kinase 2 (gene CMPK2). Gene Ontology annotation, molecular function: dTMP kinase activity. The record is from RefSeq and is a predicted model, not a curated record. NCBI's taxonomy places the organism in Eukaryota, Metazoa, Chordata, Mammalia, Perissodactyla, Equidae. Gene Ontology annotation, cellular component: mitochondrion; cytoplasm. Gene Ontology annotation, biological process: dTTP biosynthetic process; dTDP biosynthetic process; dUDP biosynthetic process. Bases 298 to 1620 code for a protein of 440 amino acids. The transcript has 5 exons.
GGGCCGCCUCCCCGCUCCCGGAACGCGGCUCCGGAGCCGCUUUCAGGCUGCAAGCCCGGGCCCGCAAUCGGGGCCACGCGGAGAGCGCACGUGCGGGUGUUCCCUCCGGCCGCAGCCCGUUUCCGGCGCAGCCCUGGGCGCAGGGAGCGGAGGCGAGGCCAGGCCUGGGAGGGCGCCUCAAACCAGGGCCCCGCCCGGGCCGCCUGCCGCUCGCUUUCGUUUCCCGGCGGCGCCCCCCGCCCGCGCCGAGGUUUCGUUUCCCAGCGCCGAGAGGGGGCGCCGGGCCAGGCCGCGCCCAUGGCCUUCGCCCGCCGCCCGCGCGCCCCGCGGCUGCUCGGGCGCCUCUUGGGGCCGCGGCGAGGGGCCUGCGCACGGACCAUGGCGUCGCCGCGCUGCUUCGCCCUGGAGCUCCCCGGCUGCACCUUGGCGCACUUCGCCGUGGGCCACGACGCCGCCGCCGCGCCCCUCGAGCCGCGCGCGGCCGCGCUCCUGGGUCCCCCCGGCCGCAGCUACUCGCUGUGCGUGCCGCUGGCGCCCGGCGCGGGCUGCGCGGCGCGGGUGCGGGCGGCCCGGCUGCACCAGCGCCUACGGGACCAGCUGCGCCGCGGCCCCCUCCAGCGGUGCCAGCUGCGCCGGCUGCUGUGCUACUGCCCGGGCGGCGGGGCGGGCGGCGUGCAGCCAGGCUUCCUGCUCCACGAUCCCCGCGACAGUCCCGACACCCGGGGCGCGCUGCUGGCGCUGCUGGGCACGUACCGAGAGGCCCCGCGUCCGCGCCUGGGCGAGUUCGUGGGCGACCCGCGCCGCCAGGUGUGGCAGUGCCUGUGGGAGCUGCAGGACGGCCACGGGUGGCGGGAGGUGGGCCGCGAGCGCGUCGUGCCCGCCCCGGAGCCCGCCCUGCACCCGGUGGUGCCGGACCUGCCCAGCUCCGGGGUCUUCCCCACCCGGGAGGCCGCCCGCGCCGUUUUGGAGGCGUGUACAGCCUUCAUUCCGGAGGCCCGAGCUGUGCUCGACCUGGUUGAUCAGUGCCCGGAACAGGUCCAGAAGGGGAAGUUCCCCGUCAUUGCCAUCGAAGGACUGGAUGCCACAGGUAAGACCACUGUGACCCAGUCCGUUUCAGAGACGCUCAAGGCCGUUCUCUUAAAGUCACCACCCUCUUGCAUUGGCCAGUGGAGGAAAAUCUUUGAUGAUGAACCAACUAUCAUUAGAAGAGCAUUCUACUCUUUGGGCAAUUAUAUUGUGGCUUCUGAAAUAGCUAGAGAAUCUACGAAAUCUCCUGUGAUUGUAGACAGGUACUGGCACAGCACAGCCUCCUAUGCCAUAGCCACCGAGGUGAGUGGGGGUCUCCAGCACCUGCCCCCGGCCCAUCACCCUAUAUACCAGUGGCCGAGGGACCUGCUCAAACCCGACCUGGUCCUGCUGCUCACCGUGAGUCCCAAGGAGAGAAUGCACAGGAUCGAGGGCCGGGGCAUGGAGAAGACCAGAGAGGAAGCUGAACUGGAGACCGACAAUAUAUUUCGUCAAAAGCAGUGCUUUCAUCUUCACUGGAAAGCUCUGCACACAAUAGCAGGAGAGUCUGGACCAUCUUACUGCUUCAUGGCUGAAUAUGAGUCAGUUCUCUAGGACUGGUCUGAAAAGCCGAAACAGAAGACUUUAUAUCAUAUAAAUAAAUAACAGCUCUGCAGUGUACAAAGAAACCAUGUCAAGCAAUUUACUUGUAUUAAUUCACUUAGGCCCCAUGACAAACCUGGAAGGAAGGCGUUAUUUCAGUCUUCAUUUUGCAGCUGAGAAAGCCGAGGCACAGGGGGGAAAAGAAUGUGAGCAGUUCGCUUAGCCAUUCAGUGGUAAAGCAGAGCUGUGGAGCAGCCCAUCUAAUCUAGGCGCCUGCUGCCACCUCGGUGCCCAGGUGCUCCCGUGACACAGUCAGCACCAGUCAUUCCAAUCCAUCAAGGCUGGUAGCACAACGGGAGACGUGGAAUUUGGGUGAAAUAUUAGAAGACUCUCAAGUGAAAUCAACGUAUACACUGAGGACCUCUGGCUCGUCUGAAACCCUUCAGGGCACAGAUUGUGGAGAAAUUUACCAUUGGGCAAAUUACUUAAUCUCUUUGAGCCUCUGGCUACUUUCCCUGCAAAAUGAGGAUGACAGUGGUUUCCAUCCUAAGGUUGCUCUGAGUUUGAAAUGAGAAAAACUGUGCAGAAUGCUAAUGCUUGGCAGAUAAUGUGUAUUCAAUAAAUGCUAGCCGUUAAACAUUAUUAUUAAUGUAUCAUUUAUUAAACAAAAUGUAUCAAAUGUCUCCUGUGGGCAAAGGUAGUUGCCAGGGGGAGCAGCGAGAUCACCCAGCUGGGAACUGGCUUCAAGCUGUUGAUGUUCUGGUGGGAAAGGAACCUUUGCACGCAGAGCUGUGUUGAAAAGCAGGCCAACCCUUUUCCUUCUGCCUGU